Messenger RNA from Fomitopsis serialis, 743 nucleotides. RefSeq lists its product as uncharacterized. The record is from RefSeq and is a predicted model, not a curated record. The transcript has a single exon. Lineage: Eukaryota; Fungi; Basidiomycota; Agaricomycetes; Polyporales; Fomitopsidaceae. Bases 261 to 650 code for a protein of 129 amino acids.
GUGACUCGAUGUGGCUGCGAAGCGAUCGUGGCCUGCGCGUGUUCGCCGCCUGCCUCCCCGCAUCCGUCCACCGUCCCCGCCACUCCUUCCCUCCCUCGCAGCGCCUCGCUACGCGAGCGUCCAUUGUCCCUACCCGAGCACAGCGCCCGCCUUCCGUUGUGGGCCACCUCCACCACGCCCGCGCGUCCCUGCACUGCUGUCCGUCCACCAACCGUUGCCGCCCACAUCCCCACCGCCGUUUCGUGAUCGUUCGAUAGCUGAUGAUACAUUCACGCUGCGGCAUGCCCGCGAAUGCUAUGCUCUCCCAAUUGUCCGCGUCUGCCCUCCGUAAUCCAUCCAUCUAUCCACCUGCACGUUCCCCGUCGAGCACUGCCGUGCGACCCCAGGGCCGUCCUGCCGGGCCCCCGCUGCAGCCCAUGGUCUGCUCCGAGGCCUUCUCGCUCCCACCGGCAGCUGCUCACGUACGAUCGCGAGCUGUGGCGCCCGGCGGUGGACACCUUCAGCUCACGAUCACGUCCACUCAGGGCGUGCCGUUUGCGGGCAAUUCACCGGCGCGCCGCCCUCGAGUACGUACGCUGCACCGUAACGGGGCUGCGCUACGCGCGCUCCGAGCCCAGGGAGGGUGCUCUACUCGGCCGCCCAUGCGGUAACUUUCAGCUUGUCUGAAGCAAAUUUGUCUAAUUGUUUAUUCGAUCGUACCCGCGCGUUAACGUUAUUCGAGGCUGAGCUAACCUUCUCCAACC